Ilex paraguariensis (yerba mate) is the source of this 495-nucleotide messenger RNA. NCBI's taxonomy places the organism in Eukaryota, Viridiplantae, Streptophyta, Magnoliopsida, Aquifoliales, Aquifoliaceae. The record is from the annotation of a GenBank genome assembly.
AUGGCGUCAUCUUCGAAUUUAAUCUCCGAUCCCCAAUCGAUAUCCAGCUCCAGCCGGUCGUCAGAAUUAAAGAACAAAAGGCGAAGAAAAGUAAUAACUGAUAAUCAAAUAGAACAAGUCAAAAUCAAUCCAACACGAUGGAAAUCCAUUGCCGAACAACAGAUCUAUUCCACCAAGCUCAUCGACGGCCUCCGUCAAGUCCGUCGAAGCUUCAAUUCUACGGCAAUUCCUCCCGUCACAACUCGCCUUAUCCGAGAGACCGCCGACAGAGUUCUCGCCGUUGCAGCCAAAGCAAGAACUCGAUGGAGCAGAGCCAUUCUCACGUCCCGGCUCCGUCGGAAGGUUAAGGUUCUUCGCCGGUUAGUUCCUGGUUGCCGGAAAUUAUCAUUCCCGAAUCUUCUUGAAGAAACCACAGACUAUAUAGCCGCUUUGGAGAUGCAAGUCCAAGCUCUCACCGGGCUCCUCACCGGCCGUAACACUAGCCACUCCUUCUGA